UGGGGAAGGAGAAACACAAUCACCACAACCGGACACAAAAUUUGUUAAAUACGAUGAUAAGGUGAGACCCAUGAUCCUAACACAAUUAUGGUAAGAAAAAUGAAUAAAAUAAAAAAGCAUACAUUGUUUUCUAAUCUAAAAAAUGUAAGGGUGUGAGUUCAGUGUCCUUAUCCUUAAUGCCAUACAAUGGUAAUUAAAGACGAAAAUAGCAUGUUGAAUAGUAUUGAUCCGAAAAAUAUGAUAGUGGAGACCAGGUAUAAUACUCUCCUCUGUCCCGAGACUGGUGCGGAAACGAGCACUAGUGAGCUAAAAUGCAGACAUUAUAUUCUAUCAAGAGGGGCUAAUGUCUCCAUGAAAAAGAAGCUCUGUAGAUACUGCAGGGCCAUGCUUAUAAUGCAUAUCUCUCCGCAAGUGAAGAACUCGUUAGAAUCCGUAAAUUAGUAAUUAAGUUUUGCGUGAACCUAGUCAUUGAAUAGCAUGAAAAUUUCAAAAGAAAUACUACUAGCCUCUACCAUUAUCUGUAACCCACUCACUCGUUUCCGCUGGAGGAGAAAACUUUUCCUUCCUAUGUAAGAAAAACUUUCUUUUUAAAAAGUUUCCGUCUGACGUCAACACCUCUUUCGCAAAGUCCACAGGACAGCUACUCCAAAACUCACAUGAAAAUGUCCAUUCUAGUUUCAUAACCGCUUCAAGUUAAACGAGGGCAAGCCCAUUAGGGGGGUUUUAGUGUUAAUAUGAGUCGUAGUUUACUUAGACAGUAGACGACAGGUAGUUUAUUUGCUCGUUCGACCGGCGGUCUGGUUCGAUCCACUCCUAAUCAUAUUUUUCAUGAGGGUCAGAAGGGGCUGUGAUUCAAAACUAGCUGAAGUUUGAAGCUAUGCGUUUACGCAGAUCGGAUCGCUAUGUUGUGAAUAAACGACGGAGGAAAAUUUUUGACAAAUUGCGACUGGAAGAAGUAUAAUUAAAUCGAAUAUCAUGUGGUUCGAGAUUUUCAAUUCUAAAAUGGCAGUUUGGCUGUUGUUGAUGCUUCUGGGUUCGAACUUUGUCAGCAAUUCAAUUGCUUAUACUUCGCAUUCCUCUUCAACUGACACCACCAUGCACACCAACAACUGGGCUGUCUUGGUCUGCACUUCUCGCUUCUGGUUUAAUUACCGGCACAUGGCUAAUACUUUAUCUUUGUAUAGGACAGUUAAGAGACUAGGAAUACCUGAUGAGAGGAUAAUACUUAUGUUGGCUGAUGAUAUGGCUUGCAAUGCUAGGAAUAAGUACCCUGCCCAAGUCUUUAACAAUGAGAAUCACAGACUUAACUUAUAUGGAGAUAAUGUUGAGGUUGACUAUCGAGGUUAUGAAGUGACAGUUGAAAAUUUUUUGCGGGUUUUGACUGGGCGCCAUGCUACUGCUGUUCCAAGAUCAAAACGUCUUUUAAGUGAUGAAGGAAGUCAUAUCCUCCUGUAUAUGACUGGACAUGGAGGAGAUGAAUUCUUAAAAUUUCAGGAUUCUGAAGAGCUCCAAAGUCAUGAUUUAGCUGAUGCUGUGAAACAAAUGAAGGAAAAGCAUAGGUUCAAGGAAUUGUUGAUAAUGGUGGAUACGUGCCAAGCUGCCACUCUAUUCAAUCAGCUUCAUUCACCUGGUGUUUUGGCUAUUGGAAGUAGCAUGAAAGGAGAGAAUUCAUACUCGCAUCACUUGGACUCUGAUGUUGGUGUUUCUGUUGUGGAUCGUUUUACAUUCUACACCCUUGCAUUCUUUGAGAGGCUAAAUAUGUAUGACAAUGCCUCAUUGAGCAGCCUUUUUUCGUCAUAUGAUCCAAAUACACUGAUGUCGACUGCAUAUUACCGAACCGAUAUAUACCAACGACGUUUGGAGCAGGUACCUGUGACGAACUUUUUUGGUUCUGUCAUGGAAACUAUACAUACUGACUCUGCUUAUCAAGUCCACCAAAGAAAAAACACUGAUCUAGCUGAAAAUAAGACACCUUUGGAGAAAUCAGUUCAUCAUGGAGAGAGUACUUCGAUAAAUUAUGUUCCGGAUCAAAUUAGUGAUGUCAAGACCAAGGGUCAGGUUUGCCCUUUUACACAAAUGUGGAGUGAUCUCAACCGCGAGAUGGAAAAAAUUGGACAUGUUGAUUUGUUGGUGAAUUAUGGUUUGGUAUUGAUGCUUCCUUUGUUGAUAGUUUCUGCAUGGCUGUCAUCAUGAAGAAUUAAUUGUAGCUGAUACUGUUUCAUCAUCUCCAUCUAGGAACUGUUCUGCCUGCCAAAUUUUUUGGUUCGCAGUUCAUGACUCCAUAUCUGCUGAUAUACAAUUAGAUUGAUACAUGUGUCGUUUUUUUUCUUUGAUACAAUGUUUGAUAAGCUGUAAUAGAAUGUAAUGCAAUCAAAUACAUAAAAACAUCGAGAAGGAUCUGAAUUGAAGUUGCAACAAUUGAGAGAGAUUUUUUGCGAGUUUUGUGCUUAUCUUGGAUAAUCCUUCUACCUCUCUUGUUAAAGGUUGCUCUUUGGCUCAAGUACAAUCAACUUUUUUUCUUCUA
Molecule: messenger RNA, 2524 nt
Organism: Jatropha curcas
Lineage: Eukaryota; Viridiplantae; Streptophyta; Magnoliopsida; Malpighiales; Euphorbiaceae
Product: Peptidase C13 family
Biological process (GO): attachment of GPI anchor to protein; proteolysis
Cellular component (GO): GPI-anchor transamidase complex
Molecular function (GO): GPI-anchor transamidase activity
Source: RefSeq, a predicted model, not a curated record